AGCAAAUGAUCUAGGGCUCUAAUGUAGGGUUUUAGAUCGAUCGCGCUCCCAUUUGUCACAGCGAUGGCGCCAGAUCGUGGCGCAAAUAGGCGAUUGGAUGUGCGGUCCAAGCCCUUGAAGAAGAAUGGAUUGGAGCGGGCGAGGAAGCAAGCGUCGCUUGGCAGGCAGAUUCGCGACAUUCAGCGCCUGCUGAAGCUGAAUCUCUCGCAGGAAGUGCGGCAGGCCCAGGAGAGCCGCUUGAAGCAGCUCAAGGACAAUCACAAUCCAGGGCUGCAGCCCUCCCGCGUCAAAGUGGAUCGCAACAUCUCCAAACGCUACAAGCAAGUGAAAUUCGUCGAGCGAAGAAAGGUCGAGAGGGGAUUGAGGCGUGCCGAGAAGGAACUUAAGAACGCUCCCGAUGAGAAAUCCAAGGACGAGGCCGCUGCCAAGCUCCAGCAACUAAAGCAAGACCUGGAAUACAUCAAGUUCUUCCCAAAGAGCGAGAAGUACGUCUCUUUGUUCAUGGAGAACGCCGACUCACACGCGAUUGCUCGUCGGGAGAAGUUGCGAGAGACGAUCCGUGCUAAUAUUGCGGCAGCCGCCGCCGCUGGUGUGGAGCUCGAGGAAGAAGAGACUGGUAGCGAGGAAGAGAAUGACUCCGCGGUGGACAUGAGCGAGGAUGACUUCUUUGCGAAAGAAAACAGCGACGAUGGCAAUGACGAGGAGCAAGAGAAUCCCAUAAGUUUGCCAAACACUAGCACAGCGACACAAUCAAACUCAAACCCCGUACAAACGAAACACCAUCAGACUGCGACGCGACCGUCGACACAGAACAAGAGGAAAAUGGAACAGCAUAACGCCACCACCAGCCGUGGAUCCACUGUCCCAGAUGCCACACAGGACCACACAAGAGUGGCAGUGCCUGGGAAUCUAGGAGGAGAGAAAGAGAAACGCAAGAGGAAACGUAAACGUCCCAAAAAGAAAUAAGAAAAGGGAGUACCUCUCACUUGAAUUC
This is a messenger RNA of Selaginella moellendorffii, 994 nucleotides long. RefSeq names its product rRNA-processing protein efg1. Bases 64 to 966 code for a protein of 300 amino acids. The record is from RefSeq and is a predicted model, not a curated record. NCBI's taxonomy places the organism in Eukaryota, Viridiplantae, Streptophyta, Lycopodiopsida, Selaginellales, Selaginellaceae. Gene Ontology annotation, biological process: maturation of SSU-rRNA from tricistronic rRNA transcript (SSU-rRNA, 5.8S rRNA, LSU-rRNA). The transcript has 7 exons. Gene Ontology annotation, cellular component: preribosome, small subunit precursor; nucleolus.